CUUGUGUUAUUGUCACAAGGCAACACACCUUUUACUGGUACACAUGUGUCUCAGGUGACUGAGCAGAGACAGUGAAAACAGCACCUGAAGGACUCGAGCUACAAACAAGAUUUGCCAGUAAUUUUCCUCUUCAGAGCCUCUCAUCCCAUGAGACUUCCUUCAUUAUGAAGUCCAGCUCUCUAUUCUUGUUGGUUUACCUGCUGGGAAGCUUAUUUGGAGGAACAAAUACACAGAGUAGUGUAACAUGUGCCAGAAGAGAAUCCUGCGAUCUGGAGCCAGAUGCGACCUCUCACUUCCUGCAGUGUGUGGGGUUGCCUUCAACAGACACAGGAAAGGAUCACAUGCAAAGACUGAAGGGAAUGCUUGAAGCCACCAUGGACGUGUACUCCUUCCUGAAAUCCAGCAUGACAGGUGUGCCAUUUCUCAGUUUGGAUGGAGCAUUGGACUUAAACCCGCACGCAGACCCUCUCCAGAAUGAAGCCCUGGUUCAGAUGUGGCUUGAGAUCAAGAUAAAACCUCUUCUGAAAUCUAUCACCAAACACUUCCUGUCCUGUCUCAGCACCAAGAAUUUCAGCUGUUCCACUUACCAGACUGUGGUGACGGAGCUCAGUCACCAUUAUUCUGAGAUGAAUCCAGUCAGACAAAAGUGGAUCUACAUGUUCUUUAUGUAUCCCUUCCUGUCUGGAGACAGAGUUGCUGGUUGUGUGAACCCAGAAGAGAGCAGUGAAGAAUGGUUAAUGAAGAACUUUGGUGCAUUCAGAGCAAUGGCUCGAAUGAAGGACCUUUCAACCCUCAACAUGGUCUUCAGUGGAUUGGAGGUUCUUCACCUGCUGUCUCCAGCACAAAAGGCAGAGCUGCUUCUAAGUCCUGAACUGGAGAGUUUAGACAAUGGCACCUUAACCCUGGUCUUCCAAAAUUUGUUGACUGGCGGUUCUGACCCUCCACCCACUGCUGGUCCUGGAGAGGGCCACGGCUGGACGAGCCCUGACUACUCAACUAUGGUACCCUCCCCUCCUCCGCAGCCUACACAAGAUUCAUAUAUGCCAUCUCCACAGGACAAGCUUAGAGAGGUUGUAAAUGGGUUCAUGAUGGCUUUCAAACCUAUUGGGAGCUUUGCUCAUGAGUUUGUGUCCUUCACACAACAGAGAAACAUGUCAGAAAUAAGGAGCACUACUCUGACUCAGUUCCUGCUCAACUUCACUUUGGCUGAACUGGCAGACAUGUACCGGCCAAAAAACACCACAGUUCCAGAGGCGCCUCAGUUUGAUGUGACAAAUGUGGAGGACUGGUACCAGCAGGUUGUGGUGCCGUUAUUGCAGAGGUUCCUGCCAAAUGAUGCACACCUGAUGCAUCCAAACAUCACACUCGCUUUCCAUCAAGUGUUCUUUUUAGACCAUGGUAUGGGCAAUGACACUACUGAGCUCCUGGAUGUCUGCAGCAUCACACUUGACAAGAGUGUUACCCAUUGUGGGCUGACGAAUGCAGUGGAAAACUUGGCCACUGUGUUGCACUGUGCUGCAAAAACAAACCUGACAAUGACAGAGACAACAAUUAUGAGACUGAUUGAAGAACUGACAAAGCGCCUGAACACCCUGAUCAAAGAAUUGUCCACAGCAAACUUCAAGGAGGUGGUGUCCGACUUUCAGGGCAUCUUUAGUGAGGAGCAUCCCUCACCAGACCUAACUCAGGAAAACCUGGAAGAUCCUGCCUUCAUCAAGCUCUGGUUCCAGAUCAAGCUGCUGCCUCUCCUGCCUGAUGUAAACCCAGACCUCCUGUCCUGUCUGAGUACCAAGAACUUCUCCUGUCCUGUUUACCAAACCCUUGUGGAAGAACUGGGAAAACACAUGAGUGUCAUGGAUGCUGAUCUAAUGUACAGUAACAACAUCUAUCAGCACUUCAUUUACUCUUUCCUGAUGCAUCACAACACCUCUGACCCCCAGUGUGUCUUCUCAGCCAAUAACAGUGCAGAAUGGCUGACAAACAACUUUGGUUUCUUCUCAAGAUUUGCCUCUAUCACUGACUUCUACAAGCUCAACCCUCAUUUCUCUGGUAUGGAAGCUCUUCACCUGCUGUCUCCAAAGCAGCUAGCAGAGAUGCUGCUGUUACCUCUUCCUACACCACCAGAGAAAGAUGUUGUUAUCGACGGUGUGUUUGACUUCUUGUUGGAGCCAUCUCAGGUCAAAAAAUUUCCAGAGGUCCUUCACUUUCUGGUCCAGCUUGCAGAGGAGGUCAAUCCUCCCUGCAGUGUCUACAAACAAAUUUUUGUUCGGUUGUAUGGAGCCAUACAGUCUCUGUCUCCACAAAUGGAACCAGUCUUCUGGGCUAGCAUAGAUGGUCUGAUAAACAUUGCACCAGAAGAGUGUGUGCCAGAAAACAUUACGUGUCCAGAAACCCAGAUCAAUGGAACCAUCUGCAAAGAUGUUGACAGCUCUGAUUUACAGUCUUACAUGAACGUGUCCAUGCAUUUUCCCUGCAAUUUUACCUUGGAAAAAUAUGCAUGUGCACAGCUGAACUUUACAGCCAGUCAGCUGGCUGCUCUCCUGAGGUGCAAUCUGCCAGGAAACAGCAGCCACUCCCAUGUGCUGUGGAAGAUACUGCUCACUAAAUACUCCUAUGUUUUGGAUCCGGCUCUGGACAUGCUGGUUAACAUGUCUGUGGGCAUGGUUGGACCAUCAGCGCAGGAGAUUUUGGAUGUGAUUGGGGAGAUCAGGUUGUCGAUGCUGACUGAUGGGCAGCUGAUAAACAGUGACACACUCAGGCUGUGGUUCUCAAGCCGUCUGAGUGGUUUUCUGCCAUCUGCUUCAGGAAGGUUUCUGCACUGUCUGAGCAGCCGGAACCUCAGCUGUUCGUCAUACCAGCAGAUCCUGCAGGCAUUUAACCAUCAGUUUGAGGAUAUGUCUUUACAACAGCAGCUUCUGAUCUUAAAGGAUUUUGUCCUCCGUUUCCUGUCAAGACCCCUCUCAGGACCAGGUUGUGUGUCGACCUCCAACGGCAGUGCAGUGUGGCUUUGGGACAACUGGGGUCCAUUCUCAAGAUUUGUUUCCGUUGAGACUCUACUCUAUCUCAACCCACACUUCAAUCCUCUUGAGGCCCUCCAGUUGCUGACUCCAAACCAGAGUGCAGAGCUGCUGGUACUGACGUCUCCCACUCUUCCGAGUAAAGACAUCCUCAUCAAUAUACUCUUUGAUUACUUGACUGAGUCUCCCAAGGAAAGGAAAUUAACAGAGUUCCUGUCCUACCUCGUUAUGUUCCUUGAGAAGGGAAACCUUUCCUGUUCAUCGUACAGAACACUGUUUACCAGGUUGGACUUGGCCAUGACAACAGCAUCUCUUGACAUUGCUUCAUCCAUCACAAACAGCAAAGUGGCCUUAUCCAAACACGUACCACCUGGCUGCAUCAUAUACAGUGGACAGUGCAAUGUUACCAUGACAAACGAAACCGAUAUCUGUACUGGAGUCAACAGCACAGGACUUCAGCUCCGCCUAGACACCGGAAAGAUGACCGAACACUUCUGCGACUUUGCUGUUGAGGAAUUUGCUUGUGCUUCACUGUCGGCGUUAACAGCACAGGACCUGGUGACGGUACUGAGGUGUAAUCGCUCCUCCAACUCAAGUGGCUCCAUUGCUGUUUGGAAGCUUCUCCUUUCUAAAACCUUUCGGGUACUGGAUGAAGCUCUGGAUCUUAUGACCAACAGUACCCUGGACCCCAGCAGUCCUUCAGUGUCCAUGAUACUGGACUCCAUUCGAGAAAUCCGUUUGGAUACAAUCAGCACAGACAUCUUAAAUGAUCCCACCCUCAUCCAGCUGUGGUUCAACCAACGUCUUCGCCCGUUCCUGCCCGCCGUUUCCCCUGCCUCCCUGUCAUGUUUCGCCACAAAGGAUUUGCACUGCAGUGCCUACCAGCAGAUUGUUCAGAUUCUGAGUGAAGUCCAGCCACACAUGACACCUGCCACACAGAUGUCAGUCAACACAUACUUCAUUAAGGUUUUCCUGACCAGGAACAACACUGCAGAUCCUUUCUGCAGCUUAAAUGUCAACAACAGUGGAGAGUGGCUGCAGAAGAACCUGGGAGGGUUCUCCAUCCUCAGUUCCUUCCUGGACCUCCAGAAGCUCUACCCCAAGUUUUCACCGAUGGAAGCCCUGCCACAGCUGACAGUUAUACAGCUUGCAGAGGUGUCUGCAACACCUGGCCAGCUCACAUCUUCAGAGCAGGUUGCCAUGGUGAUGAGUUACAUCCCCAACCAACAACUUGCCUCUUUCUUUGAUGUUUUCUCACCUGCUAUAAUGGGUCAUGAAAACAUGUUCCCCCUUCUGGUGAGGUCAGCCAUGUUGGAAGUUGUGUUUGAUCGUGCAAACCUUUCCGAUCCAUCAGUGGACGACUCAGUUGUGUCGGACUGGCUCCACAGACGGCUGCGUCCACUGUUGGUCAACCUGUCACCUUCCUAUGUCACACCAUUCUUCAGAAUACUGGCAGGAAGGAACUGUAGCAUUGAGCAGCAAGGUGUGGAGACCCUUAAUAUGACUAUCUCAACCCUCAGUGAAGAUACACAGACAGCAAUCCACAAUCACAUCAUUCAAGCUCUCGAAGGUCCAUCACCUCUGCGUUGCUAUGGUGACAACUUCAACCACAGUUUCUACAUUUUCCUUAUGCACUCAUUCAUGGGAUUCCAGUUCCCCAACCUGACCACCUUCAUGUCUCUGAUGCCUCUUGACAGAAUGCAUUUGCUGUUGAACUCCAUUCCUGUGACAGAUCUUGCCGAUUUCUUACGCCGCCCCAAUGUCGUAGACAACGAAGCACAGCUUUGCGUGCUCUACAACAACUAUGACCUGACACCAGCGUUUCUGGAGACUGAGACUCUACCAGCAGUGGUGAUGCGACCCACUCUGCCCUGCGUCUGGCCUAAGGCUCUCAGCAGCACCAGUAGGUCAGAGGUCAAUACUUGGUUUGACCGAAGUCUCAAGAACUACAUGCCCUUCCUCACGAAGAGUCUAAUCAGUCCGAGUGUCACAUACAACGCCUCAUGCAUGGCUUUCCAAAAGCUUGUCAUAGUUCUUGGUGAACACAACUACACUACUGGAGACUUUGUGAAGGAAGAUGUGUUCAACACCAUCAGGGCUUACCUUACAUCAGUAACAACACCAAGGUGCUACGACCCCAGCCAAGCAGAGCUAAACACUACAGCGUGGUUUGUCGAGUACAUCGGCCCUUUCAUGCCUUUCCUCACCCUGGAGGCUCUUCAGUCUUUUGGAUCUGAGCAGGUUCUCCAGGUGUUUGCUGUGAACCAGCUGAACAUCGCACUCUUCAAUCAGUUUUCAUUACCUCUGAAUCUCACCAGCUACUACACUCAGCUGAUAUAUCAACAGGACAGCAAUUUCAACCCCUUACUGCUUCCUAUGUUGUGUCGGUGUUUCGCUCCUGGUCCAGCAUUUGUCCAGCUGACUGCAGAGCAGAGUAUCAUAGUUCUGCACAACCUCACCACUCUCUGUACAGCCCUAGAUCCACAGGUCUCUGCUGCUUUGGCGAGUAAUUUUGGUACCAACAUUGAUUCCACAGUCAUUACUAGUCUCAGCAAUCAAAGCACUGGCCUGUCAAUGGGCCAGCUCAAGAUGAUAAGCCCUCAGGACCUGUUUCUUACCCUCAACAUUCUCAGUAGCGUGACAGGCUGGAGACCAGGACAGGCCAUGGCCAUUCUCCAGUCUUUGAUGUCUUCAGGGAUGAUGCAGAUCAACAGCUCAUCAUCCCUCUUAAUGCUCGGGUCUCUCCUUUCGGGCAUCCCCUCCUACAUGCUCAAUGGCAUCAGUGGCUCCCAGCUUCUAAUUGCAUCCCAAAAUUCUUUAAUCAUGACUUACUUGAUGUCUGCUUCACAGACUGUCCAUCAGACUUUUGUUACUAAGAUCAUUUCAGUGAGCAGCAGCAGUGAUAUGAUGAUACAGAAUGUUCCAGAUGGAUUUGCCACUGAGAUCCCUCGAGUGACACUGCAGGGCUUCUCAAGCAGCCUCAGCGUUGUCACCCAACUCAACAAGAAGACCUGGAAACGCGAACAGGUUGAGUUGUUCUUUAAUUCAAUAGCCGUGGAAACUGCCACUGCUUACCUGGGAGGUCCACAAAAUUUGUCCUCCUAUAUGUUACAAGGGUUCACAUGCACGGGAGUAAGGACGAUUAACAGUGUGCAGAUUAAGGAGCUGAUCAAAGCAUGCCGAAGAAGUGGCAACACCAAGGUCAAACUGGUGGAGACUCAGCUGACCUGCAUGUACAACUAUAUCAGAGGCGAUUCAGAUGUCACCAGCUUUAACCUUUAUCCUUCAGAUGUGCUGCUGUACUAUGAUUACUCUUUGGUGCCACAGGCCAGCUGCAGGUCCUAUUUCCAGCAGCUGGCUGAUGCAGACUUCUCUGUCUUCUCUUCGGUCCUCAGCUACAAACGAACUGCCCUGUUCAAUAAUGCCAGAAGCUGCCUGGGUAUAACAAACACAAGCUUGACUAAAGAUGUUAUAUCAGUUUUGGGGAACAUGUGCUGCAUGCUGGAUGGAUCCUACAUCCAGAAUUCUGAUCCUUCAAUCUUGGAAAAACUUAAGAACUGCCCAGAUCUCACUGACGCUCAAGCAGCAGCUGUUCAAUCUUUGCUAACCAGCGGGAAAACAAAUUAUGGCGCUCCUUCAUCUUGGAAUGGCCAAACUCUGGUGGACCUUGGGAUGUUACCGCUGUAUUUGUCUUCAUCUUUCUACGAUAACUUUAGUAGAAAAAUAAAGCAAAAUUUCUUAAGGUAUUUCCUGACAGUUAUCAAGAGCAACGGUGUGGACAGAAAGAAGAGGGCAAAAUUCAAUAAUGCAAUAGUACAGUCCAUCAAAAGAAUGUCAAAGCGAUCUUUAGCCACAGACUGCACAGUGGGGGUGAUCACUCAGGUGACUAUCAGCGAUCCAACUUUCCUCCUCAACUAUGUGGAUAUUAACCAGUUCAACAACUGCCUUAGUGCCACAACUGUCAAGGACAACUUGGAUGUGAUCACUGAGAAUAUCGAUGAUAGAGAAUACCUCAAGAUUGUUCUCAGCAAGUUGCGAGAGGCUUAUAUCUCUACCAUCCCAGAAGAUCAGGUUCAGAUGUUAAGCGCAGCGUCUCGUCUUGCAACAAUUGUAGACAUCAGCAUGUGGAAUAUCACUCAGAUCGACACGCUUGCUGCUUUGAUGAACUCAGCAAAUGGCGAGUGGGAUCCAAGCUUGGCUAAAGCCAUCAUCUCUAAGUAUCUGAGUGUGAAAGGGAAUAAACUUGGCAGUGCAGAGCUCAACAGCAUUGGAGGAACAAACUUAUGCUCCCUGGAUGUUGAUGUUCUGAGGAACAUUUCUCAAGAAAGCCUCAAAAAUGCCCAAGCCUUGGAUCUGUCCAACUGCACCACAGAGAAACAACAAGAAAUGUUCAGCAUAGCCAGUCAAGCAUUUGUUAGCACCACCCGCUCAUCCAUCUCGGUUUCUUCUUAUCAACUCACACAACCUUACCUAAGUGGUGCUUCACUUGACUAUGUCCGAAGUUUGGCAACCUCCAAUGUCAGCAUGGACCUGGCCACCUUCUCCAAUCUAAAUGCAAAUGUUUUACUGAACCUGACUGUUGAUGAAGUUAAAGGUCUUCUUGGUACCAACCUGCCAGAUCUGAAGUCCUAUGAAAACCAGACGUUGAUACAGACCUGGAUCACCAGGCAGUCCCAGUCAGCGCUUGAUACACUUGGACUGGGCAUUCAGGGGGGCAGAGCUGACCCAGUGACCACCAUCAACAGUACAGCCAAUACCCCAACAGCCAACUCGUCAAACACCAACAGUUCCAAUGCAAACACAACUUCUCCCUCAACUGCAAACACAACUCCCCCCUCAACUGCAAACACAACUGCACCUACAACUCCAACUACAACUCCAACUACAACUACAACUCCAACUACAACUCCAACUACAACUCCAACUACAACUCCAACUACAACUAAAGCCACAGGAAAUGGUUUCCGCAUCCAAGCAGACGCUGGCUUCUCCAUCCUUGUGUUCCUUGCACUUAUCAUCACUUCUCACCACAUCAUAAUAUAAAGAACAUGGCUGAUUAUUAAAAUGCAGUCCAGCAUGUGUUUAACUGGACAAGAGGGGAAAUAAUUUUAUUAUUUAUAACUAACUGAAGAAAAAUGUGUUUAAAUAUUGGUUGGUUGUGAGAUCUCAUAUUUGAUUUAUUUUUAUUGUUUUCCUGGUGGUUCGGUGGUUUUAUCUGUGAAAGGUGACAUGCUAUACUGAAAUUUAUCUGUAUAUGCUUUUCUGAGAUACCUCUACAGUAACAUGGCAUUAUUCACAAAAACUACCCUUAUUUAUAUAGAACUAAUUCUUUCUGUAUGCCAACAGAGAGACAGAAGCUGCUAGCAGCCAGCAUCUAUGCAUGGAAAAUGAAGGAUGUAUACAAGUAAAGUUACUGAUACCCAGAAAGAAAAGGACAAAAAUGCCAUUAAUUUUCUGUUGUGUGAUUGUGAUGCCUGGAGCAGAUGAUCAAAGUAAAGAAUGUCACAGAACCAGACAGGAACCAGGUGCCCAGAGCAGUCUGAACAUCUGGUUUCAGACUGCUUUUACUUCAAGUGGACCAUCUGUGUACUUGAUCAUUUCCUUUGGUCAUAGUUCAGUAAGCUGUUAAAAUGUAGGAAUGACAGAAAAUGUGGAAACAUAUAGUAACUCAUCUCUGAAGCAGGUUUAACAGGUAACCGACAGAUUCCAGCUCUCUUUGUGUGGCUGUAUACAUUUUAAGAAGUCCCUUUCCUGAAGCUGAUAUUGCUUGAAUAUUCUGUAUGUGAUUAAAAAUAAUAAUAAAAACAUACUAAAUAUCA
Melanotaenia boesemani (Boeseman's rainbowfish) is the source of this 8836-nucleotide messenger RNA. RefSeq lists its product as uncharacterized. Gene Ontology annotation, biological process: cell-matrix adhesion. Lineage: Eukaryota; Metazoa; Chordata; Actinopteri; Atheriniformes; Melanotaeniidae. Bases 165 to 8060 code for a protein of 2631 amino acids. The transcript is spliced from 65 exons. Gene Ontology annotation, cellular component: cell surface. The record is from RefSeq and is a predicted model, not a curated record.